This is a messenger RNA of Homalodisca vitripennis (glassy-winged sharpshooter), 1537 nucleotides long. Its product is annotated as peptidyl-prolyl cis-trans isomerase FKBP2. Gene Ontology annotation, biological process: protein peptidyl-prolyl isomerization. Bases 128 to 556 code for a protein of 142 amino acids. The transcript has 3 exons. The record is from RefSeq and is a predicted model, not a curated record. NCBI's taxonomy places the organism in Eukaryota, Metazoa, Arthropoda, Insecta, Hemiptera, Cicadellidae. Gene Ontology annotation, molecular function: peptidyl-prolyl cis-trans isomerase activity.
AAGCGACCAGUUGUGUUCGUCCGCGUCUUCUGCUGUUAUUCGUUUAGAUUGUUUACGUGAUUUUACUCUUCUUAGGAGUAAUUUUAAAAGUUUAUUUCUUAGUACUGCUACGUGUUUCAAACCAAAAAUGAAUGUACAAACCUUAAUAUUUGUAACAUUACUAUAUUUUUCUUUUAUAUUUAAUAGUUCCUGUUCUGAAGAAAAGCCUGCUAAAAAGAAGUUGCAAAUUGGCAUUAAAAAGCGAGUUGAUAACUGUCAAGUGAAAUCUAAGAAGGGCGACUUUCUGCACAUGCAUUAUAGGGGCACACUAGAAGAUGGAACAGAAUUCGACAGCAGCUUGUCAAGAGAUCCUCUUACUUUCACCCUAGGAUCGGGCCAAGUGAUCAAAGGCUGGGACCAAGGAUUAAUGGGGAUGUGUGCCGGAGAGAAGAGGAAGUUGGUUAUCCCACCUCACCUAGCCUACGGUUCUCAUGGCUCUCCUCCAAAGAUUCCUGGAGAAGCCACGUUAAUAUUUGAAGUGGAGCUUGUAAAAAUAGACAGGAGAGACGAUCUAUAGUUAAGAACUACAUUUUCUGCUCAAAUGUGAAGUUUUGUACUUUUGUCAAAUGCUUAGUAUUUAUCGAUGUAGUAUGUAUUGAAACCUGAUUUUAUGAACAAGACAUAAUAUGUAAGACUUUCGUCAUCCUAUUAGAAUGCAUUUGUUGUUUUAAGUGUCUUAUUUGUAUUUUCGACUCCAGAGGCAUUUAUCUUGAAAUAAAAACAUGUUUGUAAAUUUCGAGAAAUACAUCAAGAUAUAUAGUUUUCUAUUAAUACUAUUUUUAGUUAUAGGAGCUUAUUUAAUAUGGAUUAUAUCUUUUCAUAUGGUACAUUCCACUAAUUUUUCUUCUAUUAGAAGUCAGUUGUUAGAUAUGCCCUAAGUAUUAGGCUACAGUUAAUUCAAAUUGAUUUCAUUGUCAUAACAUAAAUUGUACCAAAUAUGAAAAAUAAACACUAGCCUAAUGCUGUGUAUAAAGAGUGUACACAUCCAUUUCUCAGAAAACAUGCAAUUUAAACAUCACUAUUAAUUAUACCUUUGUAAGUGAUAUCAUAUUGUUCAUAAGAUUCAUCAUUUUAUCCUUUCAUAAAGUAAGAUACUUUUCUUCAAUAGAUCUCAGCAGAUCGAUUUCUUCAUUAAGAAAUCUUACUUUUCUUAUAAAAUUUGGAUUUAGAUUCCUUUUUUAUGUUUUCAUAUUUAACUUUCAGUUCCAACAAUACUUUUUGUUGUGAAUGCACAAUCCAAUUAAAUCAUAAUAUUUACGGUACUUUAUUAUUUUAUAAGGGCAAUACUAAAACUAAUAAUGUUUCACUUAUUUAUUAUUUUGAACAAAUAUUCUCUAGUGUAGUUAAUUAACUAUCACAAAGUUUAUGUAGUUGUAUAUUUUAUGGUUAACAUACUGAAAUGUAAUAAUUAUAAACUUGGUAAAAUUCCAUGAAAUGCUUGAAACAAGAAUGAAUGUAAAUGUGUGUUUUAUAAAAUUAAAUUCAUCACUAUGUUGUU